UCACGGGCCCAGCCUCCGCGGCAUGUGGGAUCCUCCCGGACCGAGGCACGAACCCGCGUCCCCCGCAUCGGCAGGCGGACUCCCAACCACUGCGCCACCAGGGAAGCCCCCGAAAGGGCCAAGUAAAACACCCGUAGCUGCCAUCUGCCUGACCAGCUUGGUGACCGUGGCCUUUGUCCUUGUGGGUCAGGUAAAUGUCCUGGCCCCCAUCGUCACCAUCAACUUCAUGCUGACAUACAUCGCGGUGGACUACUCUUACUUCUCCCUGCCCAUGGGCGCCUGCAGCCUCCCACAGGUGCCUGAGUCAAUGCCCAGGGAGGGCCUGGGAGCUCUCCACUGCUCUGAGCACCUGCUCCUGGAGAAGGCUCCCAGCUGUGGCCCUGAGGGCGUUGCCUGGAACCUCUCUGAGGGCAAUCUGCUAGAAUUCACCAAGGACAUGGAUCAGCUCCUCCAGCUAACCAGGAAGCUUGAGAGUAGCCAGCCCGGGGGAGGAGAGAGCCGCGGGAUCCCAGAGAAUCAGAAGGGGAAGACCAAGAAGGCCACCAAACAAACCCUCCAAGAGAGCUUCCUCUGAGACCCCAGGUCUCCUGCUUCCUUCCCUCCUGAAGGCUCUGACGGAUGGCCUACUGCCUCCUGGGAGGGGCAGGGGCCCCAUGGGAACAUGCCGAGUUCCACAAGUGAAGGAGCUCGGCCUGGAGGAGCCUGUGGAGAACAACAGCCCAGUAAUCAGCCCAGGCCGAGUAGAGAAGAUUUCUUCCUAAAGUCCAGGCUCCAGGAACAAGAUACCCAGAGGAGACCAACUUCUUUCUACACUCACACAUGCAACCCCUGGGUCUCCCUGUUGGGGGCUGUUGGGUCCCUUCUCAUCAUGUUUGUGAUCCAGUGGGUCUAUACCCUGGUUAACAUGGGUGUUGCUGCCAUUGUGUAUCUCUACAUUGGUUGGACCAGUUCUGGGCUUCACCUUGGUUUAGCCUCCAACUUCAGCCUUUUCAGAUGGAUGAGGUCUCUUCUGAUCCCCUCCUACAGGAACCUGCGAUCCCCCCAAGAGCAGAUAAUCUUGGUGCCGUCCCUGGCUAGCGUUGGCAUGGAGAUGACUCAGCUCACCCAGGAGAACGCAGACUUCGCCACCCGGGAUCUCUAUCACCACUCCUCCCUCGUGAGCCGGGAACAGCUGAUGAUGCCUCGGUACUAGAGUACUGAGUCGUCAGUACUAGGCAGCCUGGGAGCCUCCCCUCGUGUAGCUGUCCAGGGUACAGUGGAGCCAAAUCCCAGAACCUUUGUGAAGCUGGUUCUCCUCGGUAAGAAACUCAAAGACCUGUCCUCCCCCUGUCAUUUUGGAUGAUGGAAAUGUGCAUUCUGGUCUGGAGCACCACGGCUAACCGGGGGACCCACUGCAAUGGCGGUGGCCCCUGAAACACGCCUCCAGUCUGAAGAGCUCCAUGUGGACACCAAGACUUGCAGGUGUCCAGACCAGAUUGCUUGUUCUGAGUGCCACAAUAAAUGGUUAUUUUAAA
Molecule: messenger RNA, 1514 nt
Organism: Physeter macrocephalus (sperm whale)
Lineage: Eukaryota; Metazoa; Chordata; Mammalia; Artiodactyla; Physeteridae
Product: solute carrier family 12 member 8
Biological process (GO): potassium ion homeostasis; cell volume homeostasis; chloride ion homeostasis
Cellular component (GO): membrane
Molecular function (GO): potassium:chloride symporter activity
Source: RefSeq, a predicted model, not a curated record